AUGGGCUUAAUUUCUCCCCCUCUUUCCUCAAACACUCACACAGAGCACAAAACACACACAACCAUCUUCACAACACUCCACCCCACCACCCCUCCCAAAAUCAUCCGCAUUCACGUCGCCGACCCCGACGCAACCGACUCUUCCGGCGACGAAAAUGACACCUCGCCUCUCAAAAUUCGUAAGUACAUCAACGAAAUAACCAUACAGCCAUCCUCUUCUAUCGAAAACAACACUGCCCAUGUCAUUGAGUUCAUGAAAACCCCACUCACCGACGUUGAAAAUGUCUGCCGGAAAAAACGAAAAGUUGCCGGAUCUUCAAGAAUGGCCAAGAAAAUGAGAAAAUCCGGCGGAAAGCACCGGGGAGUGGGCCAAAGGCCGAGCGGAACAUGGGCGGCUGAGAUCAGAGAUCCGAUGACACGUGGAAACCUCAGGUCGGAUAAAGAAGCUACCAUUGCGUAUGACCACGCGGCUAAUACGCUGCGUGGUACUCACGCGCUCGCUAACUGUAGUCCCGAAGAGUCAAACAUUGAAAAACCAGAGUCAACCCAGUGUUUAGCUAAAGAGGCGGAAGAGGUGGAGAGUUUUUCGGGGUUUCCGGGUUCGGAUGAUGUGUUUUUGAAUGAGGAUCCGUUAUAUGACCCGGUUAUGAGUGUGUUUGACCCGCUGGAUUUUAGCAUGUUUGAUUUUGAAAAAGAGUGGUGUGGCAGUACAAUGUUUGGCGGAUCAAUGAGUGAAUUCGGGUUAUGGGGCGGGCCGACAAGUUGGCCUACCCGGGAUUAUUUUCAGGAGCUGGGAGAUGUAUUCGGGUCGGAUCCUCUUUUGUCCAUGAUCUGA
Messenger RNA from Daucus carota subsp. sativus, 834 nucleotides. RefSeq names its product ethylene-responsive transcription factor CRF2. Gene Ontology annotation, molecular function: DNA-binding transcription factor activity; DNA binding. NCBI's taxonomy places the organism in Eukaryota, Viridiplantae, Streptophyta, Magnoliopsida, Apiales, Apiaceae. The coding region runs from base 1 to 834 and encodes 277 amino acids. The transcript has a single exon. The record is from RefSeq and is a predicted model, not a curated record. Gene Ontology annotation, biological process: regulation of DNA-templated transcription.